AUGAGCAGUGUCAGGAGUUUCCGACGCGUCCCCAAAGCUUUCCGCGUGCGUUCCCUGCAGCGUUUAAUGAGCUUUCAUGCUCCUGGCCCUUCCCCCGCUGUUGGCCCUUCUGCUGCGGAUGCUUCUGCUGAUGCUGCUGGUGCUGCUGCCUUGGAGGGCACGUGUGUGACUGCACGGGAGGAGCAAGAGGGACAUGUUGAGAUAGACGGUGCAUGCGCACCGAGCGGGCGGGUGGAGGGAGUGAGCGUAAGGCUGGGAGAGGCAGAGCUGCUGGGCGUCACUGGCAAGGCUGCUGUGCUGCCUGCUGUGCUGCCUGCUGUGCUGCGUGUUGUGCUGCCUGCUGUGCUGCCUGCUGUGCUGCCUGCUGUGCUGCCUGCUGUGCUGCCUGCUGUGCUGCCUGCUGAUGGCAAGUCGUUGCUGCUGCUGGGUAUUCUGGGGGAAGUGCCUCACUCAUCGGGCGCCAUGCACCGCUCCGUGCCUUCCCUCGCCUACGCAUCGCAGCAGCCUUUCCUCAUUGAGGGGACGCCUUUCCUCAUUGAAGGCACGGUGCGAGACAACAUCCUAUUCGGUACAACGCUACACAAGGCUCUCUAUGCUAAGGCUCCCCUCUGCCGUCCCAUUUCCCCGUCGCCCACUCCUCCCCUUUGCCCUCUCCUCCCCUUUGCCCUCUCCCCCCCCCCUUUGCCCUCUCCUCCCCUUUGCCUUCUCCUCCCCUUUGCCCUCUCCUCCCCUUUGCCCUCUCCUCCCCCUUGCCCUCUCCUCCCCUUUGCCCUCUCCCCCCCCCUUUGCCCUCUCCUCCCCUUUGCCCUCUCCCCCCCUUUGCCCUCUCCUCCCCUUUGCCCUCUCCUCCCCGCCUCCAUCUCCUCGCCACUCUCUCUCAUUCUGCUAGUUAUCGUCUCUGAACGUCUACCAAUGCCCUCUUCCCCCUCGCUCACUCUGCUGCCCUCCCCCACUCAAGGUGGUGGAUGCGUGUGUCCUGUCCUGUGCUCAAACGUGUUGGACGCCUGUGCCCUCCGCACGGACUUGGCCCUAAUGCCACGUGGCGAUGAAUCAUUGGUGGAGGAGGGCGGCGGCAACCUCAGUGGCGGGCAAAGGGCGCGCAUGUCGCUCGCCCGGGCGGCGUAUGUUGCACUGCACUGCAAGAUGACCUUUGAGUCGACUCUAAAGUCACCCCGGGCAGCAUAUGCCACACCUCAGGCACACACUGAUGGCAAUGGCGGCAGCAAUAGCGCCGUUGCCAGCCACGUGUUUCAGCAGUGCGUGUGUGGGCUGCUGGCAGGGCUGCCCCGGAUUGUCGUCACUCACCACGUGCAGUACCUUGGGAGCUGCCACAGAGUGUUGGUGCUGAACAGCGGCAGAGCAGCGGCGUGUGGCGCAUGGAGUGACCUCUGCGCCCUGCCCUCUGCUCAACAAAACUGCGACAACCCCCCUCUGCCCUUUGCACAACUUCUGAAGCCCCUCAAAGCUUUUGAGGCACCUCAAAGCACAUGGAGUGACAUAUGCACCCUGCCCUCUGCGCAACAACACUGUGACCAUCCCCCUCCGGCACUGGGGCAACCUCUCUCUGGUGGGAGGGGUGUUUCAGACACUGGCUCUGACAGUGCCAUGUGUGCCACUGUCACUGUUUCUGGUACGGUCGUCUGUGCCCCUGUCACCACUGACACGGGUGUGGACGGCACGAUUGCUGAUUCACGGAGCUGCAAAAGCGGCACCACGGUGGUCUGCAGCAGCAAACGUGACACUGGCUCUGACAGUGCCAUGUGUGCCACUGUCACUGGCGGUGACUGUGCUGCUGCUGGCAAUGCAACUGUCACCACUAACACGGGUGUGGACGGCACCGUUGUUCAUUCACAGAGGUGCAAAACUGGCGACACAGCGGGCAGCAGCAGUGGCAGCUGUGUAGAUCGUGGCACAGGCAGCGAGAGAGACACAGAUGCGCCAACAGUCGGCACGAGGGGCUGCAGGGUGGGCAUUCAUGGGGACUCGUCGGUGAGAGGAAGCGAGGAAAGGGCAGAGGUGGAGCAGGCAGAGGCUGCGGCCCUCAUUGGGACAGGGGAUGAGGUGGAGAAGAUUCAGUUGACUAAGGACGGCAUUCAUAGAAACACGUCAUUGAGAGGAAGUGAGAAAGAGGUGCUCUUAGGGACAGAGGCUGAGGUGGAGACAGCGGAGGUGGGGAAGGGAGUGGUAGACGCAUGCAGGGAGGGGGAGCGUGUCUCACUUGAGGACCAGGCUGCUGAGGGCUCGUUGUGCAAGUCAAGAGAAGGACCAUUAGCAGCAGAGAGUUACUCCCUCUUUCGGAGGGGGGAGGGAGAGCAGGAGGAGAGUGGGUCCACAGAAGGUGAUGAGCAAGGCCUGCUGGACGUGGAAGGGUGGCAGCGCGGUGCCAUCCCCCUGUUGGUGUUUUGGGGCUACGCCAGAAAGAUCCGCGUGCUGCCUCUGCUGCUCUUUGCCGCCCUCUUCCUCGCCGCACACGUCUCCAACGCCCUCGUCAGCUGGUUCCUGGGCCUGUGGACAGAGGCGCCGGAAACCACACCGCACCCACUGGUCACGCUGGCAGCCAUCGCCCUGUCCUGUGUGGCCCUCUCCCUCCUCUCCUCGCUGCUCAUCCACUUCGCCGCGCUGCGCGCCUCCUCCCGCAUGCACUCACUUAUGCUUUCGUCCGUGCUCGCCUCGCCGCUGGCCUUCUUCCACCGCAACCCCACGGGCCGCGUGCUGAACCGGUUCAGUGAGGACCUCGGGGUUACCGAUGAUGUGCUGCCCCAGCUGCUGCUGGAUUUUCUGAAUGGCCUCCCAACCAUCCGAGCCUUUUCCCAGCAGCGCCGCUUCCACCGCCUCUUCCUGCGCCACGUCACCGCCAAUGCCACCCCGCACCUAUUCUGGAUCGCCACGUGGGAGUGGCUGGGCUUCCGAUUGGACCUCCUCGUUGCCGCCGCCCUGCUCUCCGCCGCCCUCGCCGCCGUGGCCCUGCGCCACUCGCUGCCGCCCGCCAUGGCCGCACUGGCUUUGUCUUAUCUGCUGCAGCUGCCGGACUCCCUGCGGUGGGCGCUGCAGUAUGGUGUGGAGCUCGAGAACACGGUGAGAGGGGGGGGGAAGGGUGGGGAUUGGGGAACAGCCAGGGGUGAGGGAAGGGAGGGAAGGGAAGUCUUCGGACUCCCUGCGCUGGGCGCUGCAAUACGGCGUGGAGCUCGAAAACACGGUACUGAAGAGGGUGGGGAGGGUGAGGCAGGGGGGAGAGACAAGGGCAAGGGAAGGGUGCUGGAUUCCCUGCGGUGGGCGCUGCAGUACGGCGUUGAGCUGGAGAACACGGUGAGGGGAGGUUGGUUGGUUGGAGGGGGUGCGGGGAAAGUGAGGGACAGAAAGGCUGCCAGACUCGUUAUGGUGGGCGCUGCAUUCACGAGUGUUGAGCGCACACUCGAGUACACCACGCUGCCAGGGGAAGAGCCUACACCUGCCAAAAGUAAAUCCAAGCAUCAGCAGCACAACAAGUGGCAGCAGCUGCAGCAGCAGCAACGACAACAGCAGCAGCAGCAGCAGCAGCAGCAGGAAGGCCCCACCACCAAAUCCUCCGUACCCAGCUUGCUGUUCGGAGCACUGCAAACAGCAAUCAGGCGCCUGUCCUUUAAGAUGGACAACAUCAUCAAGCCACUAUUCUCUCGCAAUCCGCCCUUCACCCACUGCCAAGCCACUGAUGCAGCACCAAACAGCAAGGAGGAGGAGGAGAGGAACAGCAGAAGCGCCGUUUGCCCCUCGUGGCCGUCAGCAGGGGCAGUGCGAGUGGAGCAGCUGACAGUGCGGUAUGGCAGUUCAGGGCUGGCAGUGCUGCGCAGCUUGAGCUUUCAGCUCGCAGGGGGAGAGAAGUGCGGUGUGGUGGGGCGAACAGGAAAAUCCACCCUCAUGCUCGCGCUGCUGCGGUUGGUGGAAGCGUCUUCGGGGAGCAUUCACAUCGAUGGUGUGGACAUUGCAUCGCUGCCCCUCGCCACCCUGCGAAGCAAGCCAGCACAGCAGCACAGUGACGAGGCCCUGUGGUCGGUGCUGGCAACGGUGCACCUAAAGCCGCUGGUGGCGGGGCUGCUGGGGGGGUUAGAGGGUGCCCUGGCUCAGGGCGGGGGGAACCUCUCCCUGGGGCAGAGGCAACUGCUCUGCCUCGCAAGAGCGUUGCUGGCAUCAACACGCGUGUUGCUGAUGGAUGAAGCGACAGCGAGCAUGGAUGGGGAGAGCGAUGCAGCGAUCAAAUCCAUCCUGCGGGAGUCAUUCAAGCACAGCACCGUCAUCACCAUUGCACACCGGCUCUCCACGGUUCUUGAUUACGACCAGGCAAGUCAGAAGAGUGUUGAAUGUGCCCCUUGCUCACGUCCAUGUAUGUGUGUGCGCACACCCAUCAUGCCCACGUCUGUGAGUGCAUGUGCGCACACCUUCGUGCCAACGUCUGUGAGUGCAUGUGCGCACACCUUCAUGCCAACGUCUGUGAGUGCAUGUGUGCACACCUUCAUGCCAACGUCUGUGAGUGCAUGUGCGCACACCUUCAUGCCAACGUCUGUGAGUGCAUGUGCGCACACCUUCGUGCCAACACCCUACGCACGCACACCCCACGCCUCCUUACGCGUGUCCUCCCUUGCUGAAGCCGGAACCUUCAUCUUCGUGGUGAAGGCCAGUUCAUCGCCUUCGAUCGACUCGCAUGACUCAUCACUCUCAGACCGCUUCAAGUCCGACUUCUCCGACUCUCUCACGAUCAGCCGCUUGAUGAACGGCGGGAAGAACGGCCAUAGUCGUUGCCGGAGCUCGGGCAGCCGCCAAUCGUCGCACGUGACUACCCCGCGGCAGAUCGACGCGCCGCAGUGGCAACUGAAAUUAUCGCUGCUGGUGCGGACGACGCCUGCGUUCGCGCUACCGUAG
Molecule: messenger RNA, 4893 nt
Organism: Closterium sp. Naga37s-1
Lineage: Eukaryota; Viridiplantae; Streptophyta; Zygnematophyceae; Desmidiales; Closteriaceae
Source: the annotation of a GenBank genome assembly